CCCAUCAUCACACCGCUAUAAGUCUUGACAAUUUUGACCCACCCGUCUAUAGUUGUCCUCGCCUCCAUCCUAUUCGUAUUGCAAUCUUUACAGUUCAUCAGCGUUCACCUUACCUAAAAGCUUGCCUUCUGCUUGCUUCUUUUCUCUCCCGCGAAUUCGCUUGCCCUGAUCCUCCAGUAUGAGCCUUUCUUGUUCUUUGCCACCGCAAUCUGCCGUUCUGGCUUUUCCAGCUUCUCCUACGUUUGAUAGCAAACAAUCCCAGCAUCUUGAACAUAGCACCUCAGUCGGCACUGGCUGCGACACCGUACCAAACACUCCAAUCUCUUCUCGCCAAGCGCCACCCACACCGCCAGAUUCAGAUUCCUCGUCGCGCGGUAAUACCCUCAGUAGUACUUCAUUUUCUUCAUCUCAGCCCAGCCUCUCUUCAUCUUCGUCUCAAAAAGUUAACGUCAAUUCCAGUCCUAAGUCCCAUAAUUCGUCGCAUUCUAGUCCUAUCUCCAUGUCUACAAACCACGCUGUCACCAGACCAAAUAAUCCGUCCCUCAAGCUACAGGAAAAUGGUACGGCAUCGUCCUAUAGUCUUACUACUGCAAUUUCAUCCAACUCUCCCUCGUAUAGCACCUCUUGUCCUACCGGUUUGCAAUUUUCGUAUGACCACAUGUUUCCUGACUCAAGUGACUCACAAUCGUCGCUGAGUCCCGAAACCUUUUCUCAGGGUCUUCCCAGCGUAUCUCACCGUACCCCAAAUGUGUACAUUAAUGGCCUCCCCCCUCAUUUUCCGGAGCAGGAGCUCUUUGCUCUCACUCGCCCAUUUGGCGAGGUGAAGAGUGUGAGGUCGUUCACUAGGCAUGUGAGCGAGAAACCAACAGGAUAUGGCUUCGUACUCUUCAACGACGUCGAUUCAGCGGAAAAAUGUAUCGACGGCCUCCGGAAAUAUCGCAAUCUACAUCCCUCGUUCUCAAAGCAACUCCAUCGGAUACCUGGCACGGUGUACGCCCAGCAAAGCCCCUCGCAUAUAGAUCACGAUGAAGACUCUUUCAAGGCGCGUAUGGAAAAACUGAAGGAUGGGUUGUCCUCCAAUUUAUACAUCGAGGGCCUUCCGCUUUCGAUUGAUGAAGAGAGUCUUGCUGCUUUGGUGCACCCUUACGCAAUUAAGAGCAGCCGCUUCUUUAAAACGAAGCUGAGCGAACCCCCACGGAUAAUAGCUUUCGUUCGGCUCGAGACUCGCACAGCUGCUGAAGAUACCAUCGAACGCCUGCACGGUCGGAUGGUUCGUGGAUGGAAUGAUCCUGGAUGCAGGAUUUCCGUCCGUUUUGCUGACAGUGCCGAGCAACGGGAGCUGAGGCGAUCAGAGAGAUUCUCUAAAAAUGGGGAUCAGUCUCCGGCCCGUUUGUCGAUCGCUCAAGCAGCCCUUCUCAACCUUCGUGGCAAAGAGCUCCAAGCUCACCCUCGCAGGACCCAAGUAAAUCAUGUCCGUGACAUCCCUAUCAUUGGCCAACCUCGUGACGAGAUUUCCUUACCGAACGUCCAUCACUCCUACCCCAACCUGAAUCUCGCCUCCGUGCCUGCGGGGAGCAUUCCUGUAUCUAACUCGCUGCCUGCGCAUCUUGGUUAUCCGUACGGCAGUUCUCCGUCGACUAGGUAUCAGGACCUUCCACCGAACCCUUACAGCGACGAUCUUCUGCACUCACUGCAACAAAACCUCAAUUUGACAGACGCGUACACGGGGUCGACACUUGAUCAAGAGCAUGAUGUUCAGCGCGCCCAUCUUCAAGCCCUCGCAAAUGCUACGCUGUACACCGCCAGUGCGCAGCCGUCUGUACAGCAGCCUCGCAGUCAGAUACAGGCUAGGAACGGUUUCACACCCGCCGAGGAGCUCAUCCUACAGGCUCACACAAGGCUACGUGAACAACAGUACCAACAGGUGCAGACCCGACAGCAACUUGUGCCACGCGAGUCCACUCUUCCUCGGCGCGCCCCCUCUUCUGGACGUAUAGAACCCGGAAGCAAACUCAAUGCGAACGCGCAGGUAUUCCACGCCCCUGAGCAGAUCGCCGCUCAUCCGCUCACUGGUCGAGCCCUGGGUGGGGCGAGCCGGUCGAAGUUCUUGGACAACGCUCUACCGCCAAUCUGCGAAGAUGACUUCCAUACUCUCGGCCAACAUCACCUAGAGUCCAUGUCGCAUUACGAGCAUCUUCGCACCCGUUAUCAGGAGGAUCUGCAUUUCCGUGGCGACGCUGGCAACGUCAGGAUCACGAAACCACCCAGUCGUGCCAUCGAAAUUGUUCCACCACCUCAACAUCUUGAUUCCCAGAGUUCUUCUUUACAGUCGCACCAUCGCUCUCAGUUCUCUUCGCGUUCGCACCUUUCUGCGCGCCAGCCAGCGCCAUCCGCUACUCUCCCCCGAUCCCCUCUUGCGUCGAAUUCAUCUCAGCACAAUUAUCAGCACACAGACACUCGUUCUAAUAGCCUAAAUGGCGCCAUCACUACGUCCAGUACCAGCGAUAAACUCGACAACAAUCCUCAUACCUAUCUUCAUUCGCCAGCAGUAUCCCGGCCUCGGUCUGAUGAUCAAGAAGAUCAUCGCAAUAAUUCUAGUUCUGUAUCCUCAAAAGCAUACGUUUCUGCGCAGAAGUCGCCGUCGUUGGCCCAACAACUAUCAUUCGAAAAUGACAUGAGGUCUCCCACUCUCGUCUCUCCAGCACUAACUUACUCGUCUCGUACCCCAUCUACACUCAGUCCAGCUACCCCUUUCUUCGGAUCAUUUAAUGGCAGCCCAGAGACCUUCGAGUACGCGCCGGACGAUGGGGAGAUGGUCGAGAAGGUGAAGGUGGGGUCAGGUACGCACUAGCUCACCGUUCGCAUCCAGUGAUGCGUUUCUGGUCCAUGUUGUUUUAUCAUGGGGUGAUCACAGUAUUCCUUAGCAUGAUGUGAUGUGCAGUUUGUUCUCUUUCGUUCGAUGUUCCCGGAUAAGUAUAUUUUGAUAGCCAUAGUGCAUACGCACGAGUGCGAAUAGCGUUGUACCCACGCAGUUUUAGUACUUCUUGAGAUACAGCAGCUGUUUAAUAGUAGAGCAUAUAUGCGUCUACGUUCUUCCGACUAGAAUAUGAGUGUCGUCUAUGGUUUUGCGAUGCGCAUACGCGAUAGGAGACACUCGUUCAGUUUAACCUCCAAGUAUGGCAUAACACCGCAUUGGAAGAUAGUAGCUGUUUGCCGCCGUGUAACUAUACUUUGGGCCUAU
Molecule: messenger RNA, 3241 nt
Organism: Suillus paluster
Lineage: Eukaryota; Fungi; Basidiomycota; Agaricomycetes; Boletales; Suillaceae
Exons: 9
Coding region: 179-2851 (890 amino acids)
Cellular component (GO): cytosol; nucleus; ribonucleoprotein complex
Molecular function (GO): poly(U) RNA binding; poly(A) binding; mRNA 3'-UTR binding
Source: RefSeq, a predicted model, not a curated record